AUGGUUGUCCCAUCUAUCCAAAAGCCAGCUCCAGCAUUCACCAAGACCGCAGUUGUCAACGGUACUUUCGAAGAAGUCUCUCUUGAACAAUACAAGGGUAAGUGGGUUCUUUUGGCCUUCUUCCCAAUGGCUUUCACCUUUGUCUGUCCUACCGAAAUCAUUGCCUACUCUGAAAAGGCAAAGGAAUUCAAGGAAAAGAACUGUGAAAUCUUGAUGGCUUCCACCGACUCUGAAUACUCUCUCUUGGCUUGGACCAACGUUGCAAGAGCAGAAGGUGGUUUAGGCCCAUUGAACAUCCCACUUAUUGCUGACAGAAACCACUCUUUAUCUAGAGACUACGGUGUCUUGUUAGAAGAAGAAGGUAUUGAUUUAAGAGGUAUCUUCCUCAUUGAUCCAAAGGGUACCUUAAGACAAAUUACCAUUAACGAUUUACCAGUUGGUAGAUCUGUUGAAGAAUCAUUGAGAUUAUUAGAAGCAUUCCAAUUCACCGACAAGUACGGUGAAGUUUGUCCUGCAAACUGGACUCCAGGUGCUGACACCAUUGUUCCAGAACCAACCAAGUCCAAGGAAUACUUCUCAAAGCAAGCUUAA
Molecule: messenger RNA, 591 nt
Organism: Pichia kudriavzevii
Lineage: Eukaryota; Fungi; Ascomycota; Pichiomycetes; Pichiales; Pichiaceae
Exons: 1
Coding region: 1-591 (196 amino acids)
Biological process (GO): response to oxidative stress; cell redox homeostasis; cellular response to stress
Cellular component (GO): cytosol
Molecular function (GO): thioredoxin peroxidase activity
Source: RefSeq, a predicted model, not a curated record